AUGGCUGGACUGUCUCGACGGAAUGUAACAUGUCAGGUUUCAAAUGCAGCCAUUGAAAAACCAUUCGAAGUACACGGCAUUGUAUGUAACGUUGAGAAAGGUACCCCGCCCGUCAUAACAGUUCCUGUAUUUCUUGAUGGUGAAAGCUCGACACCAAUCUGUGAAGUGCGCAAUGCUAUCCCAGCUCCGGCAAUAGAUAUAUAUAUCGGCAAUGUUUUGCUAUCUGAUGUUCAACAAACUGAUAUAUUUAAUGGAUCUUCUCAUACUUAUACAAGCACAGCUAAGGUGACAAAGACUAACAAACUGUGGAAUGGAAAAGAAAUGUGUUGCACCAGGAAAAGUUUUGACGACAUGGGAAUAGCAGAUCAUUCCAUAUGCAAAAACAUCAGUAUCAAAUGUGGUCCGACUCUGUAUUUGAACACGACAUCACCUGUUGAUUUAUAUCCGAAUAUUACAGUGAUCGUCAAAUGCCUUGUUGAUGACUGCAAUACUACAGGGAAAUGGACGCUUCGAUGGGAAGAAGAAAAUAACACUGAAAUAAAGACUUGCACAAACACAGAGGAAUGCCUAUUAACACUGAAUUAUACGGGAGAGAGCGAAAAGACAUAUAUUUGCUUGGCAUGGAAAUCGGUGGAGCUUCUGAGUAUUUCAUUGACAGUUUUAAACACAUUGCCAGAGGAAGCAACCACCAACCCUGCACUAGUUGUUUCCCCAAAAUGGCAUAUACCGGUCCUUUACGCCGUAUCGGGAACAGUUAUAGGUGUACUUGCAACAUUGUUCACCGUGCUUCUAUGUAGGCGAUGCAAACCUCAUGGUAAUUGA
Mya arenaria is the source of this 822-nucleotide messenger RNA. RefSeq lists its product as uncharacterized. Bases 1 to 822 code for a protein of 273 amino acids. The transcript is spliced from 4 exons. Lineage: Eukaryota; Metazoa; Mollusca; Bivalvia; Myida; Myidae. The record is from RefSeq and is a predicted model, not a curated record.